This is a messenger RNA of Prorocentrum cordatum, 831 nucleotides long. Lineage: Eukaryota; Dinophyceae; Prorocentrales; Prorocentraceae. The record is from the annotation of a GenBank genome assembly.
AUGCAGUUCAGCUACAGCGCUGGGAUCAGCGCGUGCGAGAAAGGCGAGCAGUGGCAGCGGGCGCUGGCGCUGCUGAGCGAGAUGCUGGAGUCCAAGGUGGAGGCAAACAUCAUCAGCUACAGCGCCGGGAUCAUCGCGUGCGAGAAAGGCGAGCAGUGGCAGCAGGCUCUGGCGCUGCUCCGCGACAUGUGGGAGGCGAAGGUGGAGCGCAAUGCCGUCUCGCUACUGCGCCAGGAUCAGCGCGUGUGGGAAACGCGGGCGGUGGCAGAGGGCCCUGGCGCUGCUCGGCGACAUGCGGGACGCGAAGGUGGAGCCCGACGUUGUCAGCUACAACGCCGCGAUCAUCGCGUGCGUGAAUGGCGCCCAGUGGCAGCGGACCCUGGCGUUGCUCAGCGAGAUGGUGGAGGCAAAGUUCGAGCCAGACGUCGCUUUUGUCAGAUACAACGCUGGUGUCGGCGCGUGCGACAAAGCUGGGCAGUGGCAGCUGGCUCUCUCGCUGCUCAGCAUGAUGCAGGAGGCGAGUACGCAGCCCGACGUCUCACCUACACUCUCGGGAUCUACGUGUGGAAACGAGCUGGCCAGUGGCAGAACUCUUUGGCGUUGCUCACCGAGAUGAGAGAGGAAAAGAUGGAUCCCGCCGUCGCCAGCUACAGCGCUGGGAUCGGCGCGUGCGACGUAUGCAAGCAGUGGCAGCGGGCCCUGUUGGUACUCAGCGAGAUGAGGGUGGUGGAGCUUGAGCCAGAUUCAGCUUCCAAGCUGGGAUCAGCGCGUGCGAGAAAGGUGGCCAGUUGCAGCAGGCCCUGUCCCUGUUCAGCGAGGUCUGUGAAGUGA